AUGGCAACGUAUCUUUAUCAAUGGGGAAUUAUACAUGAUUGUCAAACAAGUAAGCGAAUUAAAUGUAACGUACCAGUGAAAAUGACCAUGGGUCAACGAAUUGAAAGUCAGUUCGUUCAGGUUACAUGCGGAACGAAUCUUACACUUGUUCUCGAUUCGAACCAUCGAGUAUAUGUCAUAGGCGACGAGCCAAAAUAUGGUCGACUCGGUCAAGGCGAUGAUAAAACGAUCGUCCCUACGUUAACUCCAAUCAAAGGAAAAGUUCCGCCGAUUGAGUUUAUCGCAUCUGGACCAUCGACAAGUAUUCUAUUAACCACCGAUCGAAGAGAAUUGUGGGGCUUUGGAAAAGGUAUAGGACAUGUUGCACAACCGAUUCUCGUAUCCGAAGAACUGAUUACUCAUUGUACUUGUGGUGAAAAUUCUGUGAUUGUUGUUCUGAACAAUCGUCAGAUAAGAGAAAGACGUUUUAACCGCGAUGGAUUUACUACCGAAUGGAUUUGUAUUUAUGAAUUGAAUGAUAUGAAUGAUACCAUUCGACAUAUUGACAUGGGUGCAUCCGUAAAUGGAUUCAUUACUGAACAAGGUCAUGUUUACCUUUGGGGAUCGACAGUUCCCGUCGGAAAAGUUUCCAAAGAUGAAAAUUAUCGAAAUGUCUCAAUCAAUGAGCCAUUACAGCAUGAUUUGCCGAACGACAACAAUGGUCGUCCCGUUCAGAUCUCAUGCAGUCGUGGACAAUUUCAUGCGCAUGUUUUACUACUUACAGAUCAAGGCUGUAUCUAUGCAAUGGGUUCGAAUUAUAAAGUCAAAUUAGGAGUUGAUGCUGACGUGCCCUUUACCGGCCAAUGGACGUUAAUCGAACUGACUCGUACAUGUCCGUUCAAAAUGAUCGCUACUGGUGGAAUACACUCAAGUGCUCUAGCCGUCGACGGACGUGUUUUUACAUGGGGUUGUGGUUCCGACGGUCGAUUAGGACAUUCCGAAGCACAGGGUCAUCGAUAUUUAUACAAAGAAAGCGAACCCCGACCGAUCGAAUCAUUAAGUAAACAAGUCCUGUACGUUGCUACUUCUUAUUAUCACAUGGCAGCAAUUACCGGCUCGUAA
Molecule: messenger RNA, 1101 nt
Organism: Adineta ricciae
Lineage: Eukaryota; Metazoa; Rotifera; Eurotatoria; Adinetida; Adinetidae
Source: the annotation of a GenBank genome assembly